UACUUGUGAGUGUGUAUCUAUCUAUCCCGCACCUUUCUAUCUCUCCGCCUCGUGUACUCCCCCAGGGUGAUAGUCUAAGGCCACGGGUAUAAGGGCUGGCUAGAGGACACACUCAUUAUCCCAGCCAACGCAGGUGAAGGCAAGGUCUCCACUGCCAGGGAGCGCACCAACAGCUGGCAGGAAAGCAUUCAGCUGAUCACGACCAUGGGGGCGGACGCUGUGCCUGUAUCUGUGAUGACAGCCCUUUUCGCCGUGGUAGGCCUGGUGCUGCCCUUCAUCGUGGCUAAGGGACCCAACAGGGGGGUGAUCCAGGUGGUGCUGGUCAUCACGGCUGCCUCCUGCUGGCUCUUCUGGCUGCUGGCGUAUAUGCACCAGAUGAAUCCUCUCAUAGGGCCACAGCUGCAGAACACCACAGUCAUUGCCAUUCAGUACCUAUGGGACCAUAAUCUGGUGGUGAAUAAGAGUGAGAGACUAGAGGCUGUAUUCACCUAGCACGCACGAUGGAGACUGGCUGGCCCCGCACGGCAGAAAUGGGCCCUUCCAGCACCCAACCACAUGCAGGAGGAGGUGGAAGAGGAAGAUGGAGCUCUGGUGGAUUUGACUAAAGAUAACAGAGUGGAAUAGUGGUUAUUGUUGCAGGAGGAAGAGAAGGGUAGAAAGUUGAUAAAUCUGACUAAAAAUAAAAUAGAAGUGUUAGUAUAGAUCUGACCAGCAACAAUAAGCAGCAGAACAGUGGUAGUAGUAGUAGUAGUUGUUGUAGUAGUAGUAGUUUCAUAAUUGUACAUAUUACUUAACAGCUCAGAUUGAAAAUUGUUAACAUUUGAAAUUUGAAAGUAUAAAUUCACAUCUGGAAGUUUUCAAGUAACGAAAACUCAUUCAAGUGUGUGUGUGUGUGUGUGUGUGUGUGUGUGUGUGUGUGUGUGUGUGUGUGUGUGUGUGUGUGUGUGUGGGUGGUGCAGUGGUUAUUACAGGUAUUGGGUGUGCAUUCACUUUUGGGAAGGCUUAACCCUUUCACUACUUGGUACAUCUUAACUACUAAUCACCGAGACAUUUUUCCUUGUAUUUCAGCCACUUCCAAUCUUUAAACUGGGUACAAAUUGCAAAAUCCAUUCUUUUUUAAUCCCCCCUUCAUUCUUAAAAUAUUUCAUGCAUUACUUUUGGCGCUGUUGAUCGUUUCCUAUUGCAGUGAAAGGGUUGACUGAAAACCAGCUUACCCAAACUCAGCAUUGCAUUUAAGUUCCUUCCUCCAGGGUGUUCAGCAAACCUCCCUGUAGCAUGGUGGGUAUUGAGGCCAUGCUCUGUCACUUAAGCUCCCUUGCAAUACUACUUGUCAACAUAUUCAUAGAGAUUUUCAUGCUAUACCUUCCUUGCAAUCUAUAUCUCCUUUCCCUCCCUGAAUCCCCUUGAAAUGUGGAUGGUUUAUUGAAAUUAACUUACCUCAUUUUAGCUUGAUAUUGUAGUGAACGAGAUACCUUUAGAUCAUAAUAUUUUCCUGACACAAUGCACACCUUAUCAUUUUGAAGACAGCACCCAUAAAGCUUACUAAAACUCUGUAAUCUCACCCAGAAAAGGCACACAGGGCAGCCACUGUAUUUAGAGGGUUAUAAGUGUUUGAAUCAACCCACAUCUGACUUAAAGGGAGGGUUGACUUACUAAGGUUUUAAUGUACAAUAACACCUUGCUCUCUUUUUAAUUAUUUAGUGCUUUCCCCAAGUCUUAAUGCCUGUGCUAUGCCAAGAAGGUGUCAGAUGUCUGGUUUUCUUGUUUUCUUGUUUUACUUGCCUUCUGACCACAAGUGUACAGUUAUUGAUUUAAAAAGUUCAGUGAUGAGUCUGUAUAUAUGUUUUUAAAUAUAACCAUCAAAACAACUAUAUCUCUCUAUGUAUCAAAUGUUUGUUUUGUGUUUAUUGUAUAUGAUUUAGUUUUAAAUAUAAUGUCAGAGUCAGCUGUGUUGUUAUAUCUUCUCUCUAUGUAUGAAAUGUACUGCUUGUAUUUGUUCAAAGUGCCUAUAUUGAUGUAUUACUGUCUUGUGGCAUUACUUUCACUAGAUCUGUUUUGUGUAGUUUUAAUAUCAUUUGAACCGUUUUGCAGUGAAAUUUUAACACGUGUCUUUUGAUAAUUUUUAGAAGUAAAUAAUUGCAAUU
Messenger RNA from Scylla paramamosain (green mud crab), 2144 nucleotides. Its product is annotated as V-type proton ATPase subunit e 2-like. Gene Ontology annotation, cellular component: plasma membrane proton-transporting V-type ATPase complex; proton-transporting V-type ATPase, V0 domain. The coding region runs from base 205 to 492 and encodes 95 amino acids. Gene Ontology annotation, biological process: proton transmembrane transport. The record is from RefSeq and is a predicted model, not a curated record. NCBI's taxonomy places the organism in Eukaryota, Metazoa, Arthropoda, Malacostraca, Decapoda, Portunidae. Gene Ontology annotation, molecular function: proton-transporting ATPase activity, rotational mechanism. The transcript is spliced from 5 exons.